AUGGCAGAGAUAGGAGAAAAUAUGGCAAGAGGAAGAGAAGGAGGAGGUGGUGGAGUGGGAGGUCUAAGGCCACCCCAUGACCCCCAGAGCCCGGCCCGCUUUCCCUCUCCUGCUCCCCCAGUCGGGGCCCACCAUGGCGAGCUCAGGAGGGGCAUCGUGAUCCAGCUAACAGGCACAGAGGGUGAGUGGGACAGUCUGGAUGACAACGAGCUCAUCUUCCCCCUGGAACACAACUAUGACGACCAGACCCCCUACAUCUCCCUCUCCAAGGAGAGACAGAACUCCAUGGAAGAGGAGAACCAACACUGCCUGCACUCCCCAGCCUUCCACGUACCCCUCUCCCCCUCCUCCCCUGGGUCCCUGGGGGACUGCUCCAACUCAGCCCCCAGCUUCCUCUCCCCCAGCCCAGCCACCCCCACCCACCGGCCCCUGGCUAGCCUGGUCAAGUCCCUGUCCACAGAGCUGGAGCUCCCUCAUGGCUCAUCCCUCAGACCCAGGCCCUUCCUCAGCCUAGUCAAGUCCAUCUCUACUGAGAUCUCCCGCUCAGAGCCAGAGGUGUCCCAGUCCAAGUCUGACUCCCGCCUCAACCUGCACCUGCAGUGGAAGAACCUGACUCAGCCUAAGGGAAGGAGUGACGGAGACUCCCGUACCGCCCCACCCUCGCCCAUCGCUCUAUCCCCGUCCGAGGGCACCAAGGCGGGCUUCUUCAAGAUGGAGCUGGAGGACACAAAGCGGAAGUUCUCAGAGGCCAUGCAGGAGCCAAUGUUCAGUAAACCUAUCAGUAUGUUCAGUAAGAUCAUGGGGGAUGAGAAGGAGAAUGCAGCAGCAGGCAGCCCCAAGCACCAGAGAGCUACAGGGACUCACUCAGCUGGCUCCCCCAGCUCCAGAGGGGUCUAUGUGGGGAGGAUGGACAGCAUGGAGGUGGGCGUCACAGAGUCUCCGCUGCGGAGUGCCAAGAGAGCGGACGGUGACUCUCCGCCGGUGUUUGACUGGCCGUGCGUCAGACACCCAAAGAAGGGUCUGCCCACUAGAACAUGUUCUGUCCACGAUCACCACGGUAACAAACUCAACGACAAUUCCGAGGAACUGGAGAUCUGCACCUACGAUGACGUCAUGCAGGUCGUGGCCGUCGAGAGUCAUCAUCACAGGCAUCCGCAGAGAUUGCCUGGUUCUCUGAUCUCCUCAGGACCCCAUCGUGUGGUCAGUCAGCCCACCUCUCCACCACCUCCACCACGCAUGGGGUUGUUCUGUGUGGCUGUGUUGUCCUAUGUCUACUUCAUCCUCCCCCUGAGCCCCUACAUGUCAGGCCUGGCUCUGGGCAUGGCCUUUGGCUUCCUGCUGGGGCUGCUGCUCAUCAGGCUGGGCUCAACCAAACACAACGCUCAGCCACAUCCACACAGAGAUAUUCAGGCCCUGACUGAGGUUGUUCAGCAGGCUGAUGCCCUCGGCACCGAACCAGACGUCCUCAAGGUAAGUUCAUGUUCAAUAGUGAAAACUCUUUCCGAAAAAAUGUAAGGUACAAUACAGUUGCAAAUGAAACACGUCACAACAUAAGAACCUGAAGGUGAAUUCCUUUUUGUACAGUUCAUUUCUCUCAGCACAAAAGACCAGCUAGGUCUGAAUGGGGACUUAUAACACUGGAGUCAGAAAAUGGCCUUGGUCUUUACAGAUCUCGACACCCACACAACAAUUGGCUGAAUAGAAAACCAUAUUUGAAAUUGCACACCUCCAUACUGUGGCAUGGACUUCCUAGAACUUUUCUUCCUAAAACAAGUCAGCACCUCCAUUCCCCCUCUCGCCCUCUCUGAGCCUGAAUACUUUCUAAUGUGGUGCCUGUGCGAUAGCUAAAAGUGCCUGGAAUGCAAUUAACGUUGCCCAAUAAAAGGUUCCUACAAACUAAAAAAGAUACAGAGCCUCAUUAGUGUUGUCUCCCUUGGCUGAGAACAGCAUAGCAGAGCACAGCAGAGCAGAACCUUGCCAGGUGCAGGGUAUAGCUCCCGAGGCAAUUAGCUGAGCAAGUGAGGCUGGGGCUGUGUAAUUGGUCAGGUUCAGUGGCAGGCAAAACAGUCUUAUCAGUGGUAAAGUGUAGUGCCACAGGGGGAAACAGAGGUUAUGUUAGUGAGGAGGGAUAAUUCCCUUGUUGGUUAAUUGUUGGGUUUGUUUUUAAGGUGGAUGUCAGACUGAGCCUUGGGGUGAAGAGGUAGUCGUGGGCAUCAGUGUGAGAGAGCUUUGGGGUGAAGAGGUAGUCGUGGGCAUCAGUGUGAGAGAGCUUUGGGGUGAAGAGGUAGUCGUGGGCAUCAGUGUGAGAGAGCUUUGGGGUGAAGAGGUAGUCGUGGGCAUCAGUGUGAGAGAGCUUGGGGUGAAGAGGUAGUCGUGGGCAUCAGUGUGAGAGAGCCUUGGGGUGAAGAGGUAGUCGUGGGCAUCAGUGUGAGAGAGCUUUGGGGUGAAGAGGUAGUCGUGGGCAUCAGUGUGAGAGAGCUUUGGGGUGAAGAGGUAGUCGUGGGGCAUCAGUGUGAGAGAGCUUUGGGGUGAAGAGGUAGUCGUGGGCAUCAGUGUGAGAGAGCUUUGGGGUGAAGAGGUAGUCGUGGGCAUCAGUGUGAGAGAGCCUUGGGGUGAAGAGGUAGUCGGUGGGCAUCAGUGUGAGAGAGCUUUGGGGUGAAGAGGUAGUCGUGGGCAUCAGUGUGAGAGAGCCUUGGGGUGAAGAGGUAGUCGUGGGCAUCAGUGUGAGAGAGCUUGGGGUGAAGAGGUAGUCGUGGGCAUCAGUGUGAGAGAGCCUUGGGGUGAAGAGGUAGUCGUGGGCAUCAGUGUGAGAGAGCUUUGGGGUGAAGAGGUAGUCGUGGGGCAUCAGUGUGAGAGAGCUUUGGGGUGAAGAGGUAGUCGUGGGCAUCAGUGUGAGAGAGCUUUGGGGUGAAGAGGUAGUCGUGGGCAUCAGUGUGAGAGAGCUUUGGGGUGAAGAGGUAGUCGUGGGCAUCAGUGUGAGAGAGCUUUGGGGUGAAGAGGUAGUCGUGGGCAUCAGUGUGAGAGAGCUUUGGGGGUGAAGAGGUAGUCGUGGGCAUCAGUGUGAGAGAGCUUUGGGUGAAGAGGUAGUCGUGGGCAUCAGUGUGAGAGAGCUUUGGGGUGAAGAGGUAGUCGUGGGCAUCAGUGUGAGAGAGCUUGGGGUGAAGAGGUAGUCGUGGGCAUCAGUGUGAGAGAGCUUUGGGGUGAAGAGGUAGUCGUGGGCAUCAGUGUGAGAGAGCUUUGGGGUGAAGAGGUAGUCGUGGGCAUCAGUGUGAGAGAGCUUUGGGGUGAAGAGGUAGUCGUGGGCAUCAGUGUGAGAGAGCCUUGGGGUGAAGAGGUAGUCGUGGGCAUCAGUGUGAGAGAGCUUUGGGGUGAAGAGGUAGUCGUGGGCAUCAGUGUGAGAGAGCUUGGGGUGAAGAGGUAGUCGUGGGCAUCAGUGUGAGAGAGCUUUGGGGUGAAGAGGUAGUCGUGGGCAUCAGUGUGAGAGAGCUUUGGGGUGAAGAGGUAGUCGUGGGCAUCAGUGUGAGAGAGCUUGGUGAAGAGGUGUCGUGGCAUCAGUGUGGAGAGGCUUUGGGGUGAAGAGGUAGUCGUGGCAUCAGUGUGAGGAGAGCUUUUGGGUGAAGAGGUAGUCGUGGGCAUCAGUGUGAGAGAGCUUUGGGUGAAGAGGUAGUCGUGGGCAUCAGUGUGAGAGAGCUUUGGGGUGAAAGAGUAGUCGUGGGCAUCAGUGUGAGAGAGCUUUGGGGUGAAGAGUUAGUCGUGGGCAUCAGUGUGAGAGAGCUUUGAGACUUUCACUCUCUAACACUAAUACCAUUUAAAUGACCUAUGCUCCCCAAAGUGUCAAGUCUAACAUUGAUAUUUUGCUUUGUAGCUUUCUCUAUGUGUCAUGGUGAAUGUUCAUUAUUUGACUAACUGCAUUGACGUGUUUUGAAGGACAAGCUAUUAUCAACAGAUGAAGUAGCUCGUUACACAACAGCUUGUCUUAGUCAUUGAAGCAUGCUCAGUGUAUUCCCAUGUGUCAUUCAAGUAUUCUCUUACGGUCUCACUAUAUAACUCAGUGUAUUCCCAUUUGUUUCAGGGCUGGCUGAACGAGAUGUUUGAGUACGACCCAGAGACCUACCACCCGUCCCUGACCCACUCUGUGUUCGCCACCCUGGAGGGGCACUGCCUCCGCCUGGACUACCCCAGGAACAACAUCAGCCGCAGGACCACCUACGAUGAAAGGCCUCCCGAGGCUGUGGUUGUCAGCUCACGCUGCUUCCAGCUACAACACAGCAAGGUCUGCUUGGUCUGUCAACUUACACUCGCUGUUCAAAGCUUAAAGGUCAUUUGGGGAAAUAUGAUGCAAGGUUUUAUAUUGUAUUCAUUGACUUCAUAAAACCUUGAGAUGUUUUUUACAUUUAUUUUAUAUGUGUGCUACAUACAAUAAUCGCAUCAGUAGUGGUCAUCUGUAGCUCAGUUGGUAUAGCAUGGUGCUUGCAACGGUUUUUGAGAUGGUCUGAAAGCAUGAAUAAUGAUAAUAACCGGAUGUAUUAAUGUUGUGUUAUAUAACGGGUUUCUAAUAAGUCUUGUUGUAAUACCAGGUGUUCCUGCUGCCCUCUGCGCUAGCCCGUAAGAGGCUGUGGAACCUGAAGUACCCUAUCUGCAUUGAACUGACAGAGGGAGAGGGAGUCAUGGAUGAGGAGAGGGGUACAGAGGAGACCCCAAGAGAGGAGCAGGGGGGAGACCCCCAACUCCAAACACGACCCACCUCCACCUCCAAACCAGCAGCCAACCUCACUACAACCCUAUACCUCUUCGGACGGACAGGAAGAGAGAAGGAGGAGUGGUUUCAUCACUUCCUGUCCGCGUCCAUGGUAAUGGAGAAGGAGAAGGAGAGGCAAAGGCCUGGCAGAUGUGUGUCCAGAUCAGGUAGGACAAGCUGUUUUUGUUUGUUUUUGUUGUUUUGUAUGGUUGUCUUUUUUUCAUCAUUUAAUUGACUUCGCGCUAGUCUUUUGUGUUUUUUGCAUAAUGACAAAUCUUAACACAGUACAUAUAUUGGCCAUGAAAUAUAAUGCAUUAGCAAUACAUGUGGAAAGGGAAGGAUAAAUCAAGUAAAUGUUACUCUGGUGGAUUAUAUGCUCCAGUUCCAUGUAUUCCAGGAUGGUUCAUUUCAAGAUUACAGAUGCGUGAACAUGCAGGAGAAUAUAGUACUGUCGUGAUGCUCUGAAAGCACUUAACCACACAUGUUUCUGCCCCUGCUCUGGUCUGUCCUGGUAGUAAACUGAACAGUGUUGCCCUCCAUCAUAGACAGUCCACUAAGGCCCCUGAAGCAAAAUCUAUCGCUGAGAAUAUUACACAUUUCCUUACAGAUGCACUCUCAUGUAACUCUUAAAAUAAAUGAUCACCACAACGUAAAAUCUGUGAACCAACAACUGUCAUCUCUGUAUCUAGAUGUGCCGGUGGUGCGAGGGGUGAGCCCCUCAAGACGGUCCCAGGACAGCAGAGGUUCCAGCAGGAUGGGGAGCACUGAAGAGGACCUCCCAUUACCCCCUUCUGCCCCCUCCAUCCAACCAUCCAGGGUGGGCUCUCCGCUGCUGGACUACCCCACCUACAUGGCUCGUUUCCUGCCCUCAGAGCAGCCCAGCCCCCUGCCCAGCCCACCCCUCAACAGCACAGAGACAAGCCCCACCAACAAAGUGAGGGUGAGUUCCCCUGACCACCUUAAUGAAACAUCUAGAAACAGAUAGAUGAUAUAAUUAAAUAGUGUGUUAAUCUGUAGUGGUGUAUCUAUUUCCCUAUAGUGCACCUGUGAUUUCCCAGAGUUCCCGGUGGAGGGCCAGACUGACUGGGUCAAUGCACUGAUUGGUCGAAUCUUCUGGGACUUCCUGCGUGAGAAAUACUGGGCGGACAUUGUCUCCAGAAAGAUCCAGAAAAAGCUGAGCAAAAUCAGAGUGAGUAUGUGAGCUCUCACAGUGUAAAUUCCCCUCUUCAGGAGUAAGGGGAGCUUGUACAAUGUUUCUAUUUGGUCAUUUGCUAGUAGUAUAUAGCCAACAUAACCACAAAACCCACUGGAAACAAGCAAAACAGAGGAGCGAAAUGCCAUUUCUUUGUUUGUUUGUGUGUGUGUCUGUGCAGCUGCCUUACUUCAUGAAUGAGCUGACUCUGACUGAACUGGACAUGGGCUCCUGUCUGCCCAAAAUCACCAGUGCAUCCAGACCUGUGGUCAACAGCAGAGGCGAGUGUCAACUACAAAGCUCACUCUUCCUUUUUACUCUCCCUGAUGUUUCUGCGAUGAUGACUAGGGCCUGGUGUUUAGGAAUAACUCCUGACCCUAAUGAUGACACAGUGAAUCGGCCCACUCUGCAUACAGUACAUUAACCUCUACUCAGAGCAUCAAUUAGUGAAAGACAAUGACAGCGUGUCAUCCUCGGUCUAAUCUAGAUUCUGGAAGGGUACUUAGGAGCAAAUUAAAUGAAGGUCCGCAAAUUACAGCAAAUUACAACAGAUUAUAAUUCCCAAAAAGAAUGAUGGUGACAAAUGUGGACUGUGCGGGGGGAGCUCUGUAUAAAUCUGUAAAUGGGAUGAUGUGUGAUUAGAGAGGCAUGGAUGUGACGCGGGUCGUGGUGCCUGGCGCAAAUUGUGGUGUGGGCAGAGAGACAGGAGGAAAGGGCACACAGACUAACCCUCUCUGGAGGUACUAAGCUAACACAUGGAAUUGUUUUAAGAUGAUCAUUUAGCUAUUUGAUUUGGAAUAAAAAAUAAAUAUAUGAUAAAAUAUUUUAUUUGGCCUUUACUACUAUAGCCAAUAGAAACACAUUGAAUUAAUAAAUGGCAAAAAAUAUAGUCAAAAACAAUUAGCAUAAGGAGUAAGGUUUUGAAGUAUCUGUCCUAUAUCUAGCAGAUAUAAGAAAGCUCAGGAAAUAAUGUAUUUUUUUGGGAAACAUAUUUAACACCUUAUUUUUAGGGGCACAAAACUACCUCCAUACUUCCAUAUGUUUGUAUGGGUUACCUUCAGACGAGUCCCGUGACACUUGUGGGGUUCGUAGAGCAAAACAGAGAAAUCCAUCGUAUUCGUGAGAGUCUGCCCUUUCCAUAGAGUGGUCAUAACGUUCGGACGCUACAGACAUUUCCGUGAGAAGACCGAUUUUCGGGAUGUCUCAUGGUCUGACAAACACCGCUGUAGCUCGGCCACCUUCCACCGCAGAUGGGGCAGGCCGACAUAGGCGGAUGCGGUGGAUUGAGACGUGAUAUCUCUAGCUUAAUCUGACGGAUUUUGAUGGGGAUUUUUUUAUUAUGUUACUUAGAUUGACGCACGGGUGUGUCAAUAGACUCUUAAGGACAAGCCAGCAAAUCCUGCCCAAGCACUAUAAGUGCACCCGUGUGUAUGGGUUCACAGAUACACACACAGACACACAUAGACACACAUAGACACACACAGACCACCACCAAACCAAUAUGCUGUAUUGCGUGUCCCCAGCAGGAGGGAACAGCUCCCUGGCUCCCUGAGAUUACAACAGAUUACUGUAAUAAUAUCGACUCAUCUGAUGCUCAGUACUCUUAUCAUAAUCAGAUGACAUGAGCAAUGGACCGUCUCCUCCCUCUCAAUCACCUGAUCAUUCUCUUCAUCUCUGUUCUGGUGUGUGUGUGUGUGUGUGUGUGUGUGUGUGUGCAUGCGUGAGUGUGUGUGUAUGUGUGAGUGUGUGUGUGUGCGUGCAUGAGUGUGUGUGUGUGUGUGUGUGUGCAUGAGUGUGUGUGUGUGCGUGCAUGUGUACAUGUGUAUGUGGUGUGUUUGUGUUCUCCAGGCUUGUGGCUGGAGCUGGAGGUGGUGUACACCGGGGCCCUGCAGAUGACCCUGGAGACUAAGAUCAACCUGUCCAAACUGGGCAAGGAGGGCAAGGAGGGAAGCCUGGACACAGACAGCCUCACUGAUACUGGCAGCCUAGGGUCAGUCACAUUACAGUUACUACUGCACUAUCAUCUAAAAUAAAAUAUAUUAUUUACUGUACAACAUGCAUUUUACGUUGUACAACUAACAUUAUUAUUUGUAAAUUGAACUGCAAAAUUACUAGCCUGGGUACCAGUCUGUUUGUGCUAUCAUUCCACUCCUUGUCAUGUUUGGAAUAUGACACAGAGUACAAGAAGUUGAAUGUUAGCACAAAACAGGUCUGGAUUUCAGGCUACAAUAUAACCACUGCCUUGCAGCAUCUAUGCUGACAUCCUGGUAAUGAUGAUCUGCUAUGCUCUGUCUGCCCCCACUGUGAGCUAAAUAAUGAACUGAUAAUGAAGACACCAACCUACAAUAUCCCUCCUGAUCUGUCAAACUCCACUAAUAGUGAACCUCUGAACAAAGCCUGCACACGACAGAGCUCUCUGUACAUGAUGUUGAUUAGUUGGUCUGUUUCCAGAUUAAAAUGGAUUCUUACAGUAGAUCCUUGUUCCAUCAUAAAAAGAUAAUCAUAUUUGAGCUUGUCUUUACAGUAUGGUUGACUCUGCUGGAUAUGGUUUGAUUUAGGUGUCACAUAAACUGUCUAUUAGGGUUGUGGACCAAGCUAGGGUUGUGGCUGAGAAUAGGAUUGAACUAAAAUGUGGAUUAAGGUUAGUCUCAGUGAGAGCUGAAAUCAUUUUUCACAUUUCAGUAAUUUAGCAGACACGCUUAUCCAGAGCGACUUACAGUAGUGAGUGCAUACAUUUUCACACUAGUCCCACAUGGGAAUUGAACCCACAACCCUGACAUUACAAAUACCAUGCUAUACCAACUGAGCUACACGAGACACUCAGGAAACCUGUGUUGUUGUGUUUUGUGUCCAGGUCCAGACCCAUCCUCAGUGUUUUGGCUGACAGUGAUGAAGAGUCCUCCAGCGCCGGCUCUUCGGACGAGGAGGAAGUACUGCUCUCAGAGCACCAAGGCAUUGUGGGAGAAAAGGGGACUCCACCCGGUGCUGAAGGGUAAUUGAUGUCCCUUUCUCUUACACAACAAAUAUAAUCGGCCAUGUAGAAUGAUACGGCCAGGAGUUUUUCCUGACUGUGACCUGACAGUGACCUUGUGCUGUAUUUGACUCUAAGGGCUUGAUUCAAUCCGUAGCGCUCACUUUCCGUGUUGUAGCUCGAUUUAGAUUUAAAGGCAAUGUUCCCACGUUAGUGGAGACUGCAUUCACGGUAAAUGCUGCAUAUGUCGGCUCAAUCGGAAAUUAUCUUUACAUUUCAAGCGUGCUAUAACGGUGAACUUCGAGCCCUAAUACCAUUUUCUAUAGUCACAACCAGAGUUGUGGACUCGAGUCACAUGACUUGGACUCAAAUCUGACUCCAGUCACAAAUUUGAUGAAUUGAGUCUCGACUUGAUAGAAAAUAAAAUAAUUUGACUUGACCUCAAUUUCCUGGGUUAUGUCGGAGUUCCGCGUGUCUGCGUUCCACGCUUUGGAGUCAGAACGUUGAAUAAGAUAAAUUGAUUGUUCCGUGUAUGCAUGGUGUUGAAAUAUAAUUAACAAUCAUUAAUCUUGAUUAAGAGGAAUGUAAUAUUGUAACAAUGUAUGUGGAAAUCGUCUUUUACAUUGUAGAACCAGUUUAUCGGUUGUAUUGCCAAUUGGGUAAUUGUAUGGUCCUGGGGGCCAAGUGCUUAUAUUAUGUAGGCCUACCUGUUUGAGCUCCUGUUAGACAGAUUUGGUUUCUCAAGUGGAGGCUGUGCAGUCUUACCCUCUACCUGUGCCCGUUCAGAUAGGACAGGUUAAGCCUGAUACAAAGGCUAUUUCUUUUGGGCUACUGCCCGUGUAUAUUUGGUAAAUGUACUUGUAUAUUUUGUAUGUUAUGGCGCUAUCACCAUUGGAUCACCAAGACCUGUAAAUAAAUCUACACUCUGAGCACAUAAACUUGCCUUGCCUUCUGCUGAUUUCAUGCCCUUAUGACUGCUACAAAUAAUGAAAAGGCUGUCUGGUAGCCUCAAUAUUUUUUGGGGGAGCUGCUAAGGCUGGAUUCAAUCCGGAUCGUCGAAGUAUCGCAGAAGUAUGUUAAGUGUUAAUCACACUAUAAAGUGGAUCUUCAAUGCUAUGGAUUGAAUAGAGCCCUUAGUUUUAGAUCAUAGCAGUGCUGUUUUCAUUUGUGACCAGUGUGACAUUUACCUCUGAAAGCAUAAGGCCUCUCUCCUCCUCUUCUCCCCUCUGCAGGAUUGCUGCUGGUGGCGGUAGGACAGGCAGGCGGAUUUUGAGAUUUGUCGACAAAAUUGCUAAGUCUAAGUACUUCCAGAAGGCAACAGAGAAUGAGUACAUCAAAAAGAAGAUUGAGGAGAUGUCCAACACGCCCUUGCUCCUGGCAGUGGAGGUUCAGGAGCUUUCUGGAACACUGGCUGUCAACAUCCCUCCUCCCCCUACUGAUAGAAUAUGGUACGGCCCACACUUAUGAUCCCUCCUCCCCUUACUGAUAGAAUAUGGUACGGCCCACACUUAUGAUCCCUCCUCCCCUUACUGAUAUAAUAUGGUACGUCAACACUCAAUAUCCCUCCUCCCCCUACUGAUAGAAUAUGGUACGGCCCACACUCAAUAUCCCUCCUCCCCCUACUGAUAGAAUAUGGUAUGGCCCACACUCAAUAUCCCUCCUCCCCCUACUGAUAGAAUAUGGUACGGCCCACACUCAAUAUGCCUCCUCCCCCUACUGAUAGAAUAUGGUAUUGCCCACAUUUAUGAUCCCUCCUCCACCUACUGAUAGAAUAUGGUAUGGACCACACUCAACAUCCUCUCCUCCCCGUACUGAUAGAAUAUGGUACGGACCACACUCAAUAUCCCUCCCCCCUACUGAUAGAAUAUGGUAUGGCCCACUCUCACUUAGAGUUACUCAAUGACAGAGAUCAUGAACUCAAUUUCUUUCUUGAGCAGAAGGUUGGGGGGCCGGAACAUAAUUACAGAUAAUUUAUAGACUGCAAAUUGACCGGAAGAAGCCCAAACAGAUAUAAUAUUUGACUAUAACAUAAUAAUUUCAAACCUUGCUUACCUUUGUAUACGAUCACGUGUCUCUUUAUUAUGCGUGUGAAUACUUGGGAACAGAUUUCCAAAAUUGUAAUCACUUGGAGCUGACUUGCUGCUGUUUUUACAGCUCCCCGCAUGUGCCAUCAAACUCCUGCAGCCCGUCUAGUUUUCAACCUUCCCAUGUUCUCUCAUGUCACUCCACUCCUCCGCACACUCCACUGGCUUCCAUUCGAAGCUCUCAUCCACUACAAGACCAUGGUGCUUACCUAAAAAAAUUAAAUAAUUGCUAGCUCUGACUCACAGCUCUGACUCUACUGAUAGCUACGUUAUUGAGGAAAAGUGUACUUUCUAUGCCUGUGAUAUGUGGUUGUCCCAUCUAGCUAUCUUAAGAUGAAUGCACUGUAAGUCACUCUGGAUAAGAGCGUCUGCUAAAUUACUAAAAUGUUUUUUUUAAAUGUUUUAUGUCCAACAAUGAUAUAUAUAUAUAUAUAUAUAUAUAUAUUAUUUAUUAUUAUUUUUUAUAAUAAUAAUUUUGCUCAGAAAACUUAGGGGGGUUGGGGGGGGGGGCAAAUAAAACCAACCGUGGGGCCAAAUUCGGCCCCCGACCCGCCAGUUGGGUUACCCUGCUCUAUGGCCUUGUCAUGAAACAACCCCUAGCCCCUAGUCCAAAUUCACUCCGAUUUACUUUAUCUCUUCAUUUAUGUACUUGCGUCUUAAGCAUGAAAGAGCAUUACUUUUCUUUUUGUGCCAAGUUGAGCAAAGGGCCAGCCAAAUGAUAGCAACCGAUGAUAAGACCACAGGUUAGGUCAACAUGGUAGUUGCCUUCAGUUACUGUCUCUCUGUAUUUAUUGAUGAUCCUGUAUUUGUGCAUGUUUGGGUGUAUUCCAGGUACAGUUUCUGUGUGCCUCCCAAGCUGGACCUGCGUGUCAGACCCAAGCUGGGGGAGAGGGAGGUCACCUUCUGUCACGUGACCGAGUGGAUCGAGAAGAAGCUGCAGGAUGAGUUUGAGGUUAGACUUCUCUUUCCUCUCCUCCUCCUCCUCUUUUCCUCUCUCUCCCUCUCUUUCCUUGUCUACCCUUGUAUCUCUCACCUCUCUCCUUCCCUUGUCUUUUCUCAUCCAUCUCUUCCUAUUUUACUCUCCCUUGCCUCCCCUUCCCUCAAAAUCCCAAGUAAGACAACCUAUCCCCAAUAAAACAAUUAACCUAACUUCUCUCCAUUCCAGAAAGUAUUUGUGCUGCCCAACAUGGACGAUAUCUACCUGCCUCUGAUGCAUUCUGGGAUGGACAGUCCUCCAGCUGGGCUACUGGAGGAGGGUCCGGCCCAGUCAUCACACUCACAACACUCCUCCAUGGAGUCCAUCGGGAGGAUUUCCCAGGACAAUACUGCUGCAGACUUGGACUAG
Messenger RNA from Coregonus sp. 'balchen', 12330 nucleotides. Lineage: Eukaryota; Metazoa; Chordata; Actinopteri; Salmoniformes; Salmonidae. The record is from the annotation of a GenBank genome assembly.